Messenger RNA from Diospyros lotus (date-plum), 918 nucleotides. Its product is annotated as glutaredoxin-C6-like. The record is from RefSeq and is a predicted model, not a curated record. NCBI's taxonomy places the organism in Eukaryota, Viridiplantae, Streptophyta, Magnoliopsida, Ericales, Ebenaceae. The transcript has a single exon. The coding region runs from base 256 to 663 and encodes 135 amino acids.
GAGUGGGAGUGGGAAAGGUGAUGGAUUGGGGGAUCGGAAAAUGAGGAAGUGGAAGUGGGAAUUACGUAAGACACACAUAUAUAGGUUUGGUUUUCUUUUUAUUUUGUUGAUGUAACGAAUCCCAGCUCUCUCUCCCCUCUUCCACUCCCUUAUAAAUCCCCGUUUCCACUUGCUCCCCCUCUCCUUCGUUGACGAUAUUCCCUCCCCCCCUCUUUCUCUCUCUCUCUCAAACAACAAGAUUCACCACCGCCGGCGAUGCAGGGAGUCCGCAGCUGCCGGCCGCUCUCCGACGGCGGAGUCCGCCUGGAGCUCACCCCGAGCGCCGCCUCGCCGCUGGCCUUCGACUUCGAGGAGUCGGCCGAGACCAGGAUCCAGCGCCUGAUUUCGGAGAAUCCGGUGGUCAUCUUCAGCCGAUCCGGCUGCUGCAUGUGCCACGUCAUGAAGCGCCUCCUCUCCUCCAUCGGCGUCCACCCCACCGUCAUCGAAUUGGACGACGACGAUGAAAUCGCCGCCCUGCCCACCGCCGCGGGCGGCGGCCCCCCUGCUGUGUUUAUCGGCGGAGCUCUCGUUGGUGGCCUGGAGAGCCUCGUCGCCCUCCACCUCGGCGGCCACCUCGUCCCUAGGCUCGUCGAAGUUGGUGCUCUCGGGGUCUCGGUAUUGUAAUUCUGGUUUCCUCUCGUGGGUACUGUUGUAAUUCCCUUCCAUCAAAACCCCCCCUCCCUCCUCCUCCUCCCCCCCCCCCCCCCCACCCCCCAACCACCAAAAAAAAAAAACCAAGUCAAUUGGUAGUGAAAAAAUAUAUAUAUAUAAUUAGUUUUCUAAUUUGUUUUUCUGAUCAGUGGGUACCUUGUAGUAAAUAGCUUUAGACUUUGUGCAUAUGAUCAAGAAAUGAAUGGCUAUGAUAAAUGGGUUCUCUCU